AUGGAUGCCCCUAACAGCACGCCAGACCAGGAAAAAGAAGGAGAACAACAGCCCAGUGCAUUGCCAAUCGUUUCUGGAAAAGAGAAUUCGCAGGAGGCUUCUGAUCAUGUCCCUCCACUG
Penicillium arizonense is the source of this 120-nucleotide messenger RNA. RefSeq lists its product as uncharacterized. The transcript has a single exon. The annotation marks the transcript as partial. The record is from RefSeq and is a predicted model, not a curated record. NCBI's taxonomy places the organism in Eukaryota, Fungi, Ascomycota, Eurotiomycetes, Eurotiales, Aspergillaceae.